Fusarium verticillioides 7600 is the source of this 3251-nucleotide messenger RNA. RefSeq lists its product as hypothetical. The record is from RefSeq and is a predicted model, not a curated record. The transcript is spliced from 2 exons. Lineage: Eukaryota; Fungi; Ascomycota; Sordariomycetes; Hypocreales; Nectriaceae. The coding region runs from base 542 to 937 and encodes 131 amino acids.
ACGAGUUCCUGAAUGGCUGAGAAUAGUUCAUUGAAACAUGAGCUCCAGUCCAAGCAUAAACGCCCGCUCUCUCUCAAGAGGCAAAUAGACACAAGUGCCGGUCCUCUUCCCGUGCGUAGACAACCAAUUCACUGCAACCCCCAACAUCGUCACGUACGUCAAGUCGCAUCGCAGAUCAUCGUUAACAGAAAUUAUUAAGCAACCAAAACAAGAAACUAGCAUCAAAGGCAAAAAGCGAAAAAAGCUCCGACCGAUGCUGCGGCAAUUAUGAGAUGUUCCCUCUAAACCGCUAAUGUAAUUGUUUGUUCAACCGUCAUGCCACCAUGCCACCCAAAAAGACAUAGCGAUAUCCACCCCCAAAGGAAAAAGUAGAAAAAAAGGCCGUAGAUCUGUAUGCCAAAGGACUUUGUCCGAGUUUGGGCAUUCGCACGCCUGCAACCAAGUUUUUUCCUACUGCUUUUCUUGUUCUUCUAGUUAGUCAACUUCGUGAGCGCCACCAUCGCCACUGAAGUGAACAAACAGCCAACAAUCAGUUGAUGUGAUGACCUGCAGAACGAGCAGUGGGGACCAGUUCAACGAGAGAGGAAUGCAUAGCCGCUUCCUGGAAUAUACCGGUGGGCAAGCCAAGUUAGUAUAUUGCUUACUGGCUGUAACAUUACGUACAGUACGCAGGCAGAUGAACCAUAACAUUAUGUAUGUUGCAUUGUCGAAUGUGAUAAGAUUCUCGCUGCAUGAUUGUCUUCCGGGCCGAAGAUUAACCAUGCAAUUCCAGAUGCUGAGGUAUCAUUGGAUUACGGAUACAUCUUUGGCCACAUGGCUGAGGUGGUCUUCGGCCACGAUACCCUCCAACCUCCAACCGCCGAUUCUAACCACUCACUCUACGGAACCUUUCCGCUGGGGGGCCCAACCCCAGACUUGGCUGAUUUGUCUGUGCUGAGCUAGCAGACGAGCCGUACUAUGGUUAAACUAUCCGCGAUAGAUCCAAAAGGGAUCUUGACUUCUCUCAUAGAUAGAUACUGUAUCGACCGCAGCGCAAAGGUCAAGAUACCCCUUGAAUUGCAGGGUCACCGAGCCUGUAAAAAUAACUCACAGGGACUUGAACUGGAUCACCAUCCAACGUCCUGGUCAGGAAAACGCCACAGGCCCGCCGUUCGUGGGCAAACUCAAAAUAUCUCAUGUGUGUGGCAGCCCCUGCGUCUUCCCGAGGUCCUUGUACGGACGGAUGUACAGCUCCAAACAAGUACUUGAAUGGUGCUUCGAUUCCAUGACUUGGGAGGACUCCCAUGAUGCAACUAAACUGAAUCAGACUAUGCCUCGCUCCAUCCAAUCUGACAAUCUUUGCGGCCCGGUCGUUGGCUCUGCUCUUCAACAGGCACUACGCAUUACCAUUCAAAUGUUUUUAGCUUACCGACCCCAUGGCACUCAUUAGUCUCAGUGUUUAGCGCAGACACUGUCUGUGACCUUCUCUAAACCAUUUCAAGGCAUUCCUCGCCACAAGGAAGAAUCAAGUCAGCUUCUGGAUCUCUAGAAUGCUAACAUCAAAGCUUCGCCUAUAUUCUUCGGACAAGUACGGGGCUAUCAGUAUCCACCGGUAUCCUCAGAUCGCCAACGAAGCGCCUCCUUACAACGCAAGUUGUUCUGCUUUUCGAUUAGCUACAAGGCUAGCUCAGUGUGGCUCCGGGGACCUCCUGAGCCUCAAUUACGGCAAUAACAAGCAAAUGGGAUUAUCCGUCAGCUCUGAUUAAUAGCUGCUAAUGAGUGCCAACGUACAGUACAGUAGCACGCACUCCAAUUAGUUGGUGAUCCGACCGGGACCCUCACAGCACCGAGACUUCAGGUCUAGUCGCCAAUGAAGAGGUUGCAUGCGUAACCUUUAGAGCUUAUGGUUCGUGACCUCGAAUCUUAGUCGCUCUUCCCGGGACAGGCAAAGGAUGUGACAGCCUCGAGAGCACCGCAGCAUCCGAGGACGCGUCAAGGCGGGCGUUGGCGAGCGCCGAGAGAAUUGCUGCUUGUUAGCUUCACUUUUUUUGCAAGAUCAGCCAUUUGAUCUCGGGCUCCUCAUCUCAUCUAUCCGUAAUUUCAUUUCGUUUCCAGCUCUUGUCAUGCCUGACGCUGCCGCAAACAGCAAAAUCUGGGGAAGUCAGGGAUGGGAUGCUGGAAGAUGGUGUGUGCGCCGUCAACUACAAGGGGCCCUGCCAACUAACGCAACGUCUGGGGGGCCGGCCCCAGAUUCUUCUCCUUCUCCAUGAUCCAUCCGUCCAACCAUCCAGUAUGUAUCAACGGAGAGAGCCUGGGGGGGGAUCCGGGCUUGGCUCCGCUAAACAGAAUUUGGGGUAACUAGAGAGCACGGUGACUGGGGGAAGAGACCACCAGUGAGUACUGUGCGAAAUUGCAGAGCUGAAAUCUCAGAUGACUUGGCCCAAUAGGCGAUGUCUUGGUUCUAAUGGCUCAAUUGUCCGACUGGCGAGUACGGAAAAAGUUGAACAAAAUGGCGUGCAGGGGUUGCGUUGGAACUUGGAGCUAGACCAAGACUCAGGGCGUUGAAGGGAGGUUAAAAACGUGGAAGAAUUGGUCAAUGUGCCUAAUAUUGGGUAGCCUGAGGCUUCGUUGGUCAAUCCCAGAAGCUGGUCUCACGCGCAUAAGCGCGUGGUGUGGCAGACCUUUUUCGUUGUCAAAUUUUUCGAUUCGAUCUCUGAAGCAAGAUGAUGAAAUUGUCUCUUGUCUCUCAGAGAGAUGAUAUCAAUCUCGACACAAAGCGUCAGAACACGACUCAGCCGUCACAAUAGCCGCAUUCCUUGGCUAUUUGGCACUUUGGAAUAGCGUCAUGGUGAUUCAAUUUGGCCCAGUCUUGUACCUUAAACGACCGACAUCGCUCAUUUGGACUCGAGACCUCGAAAUGACAAGCACCCAAUCCCAAUCCCGAAUGGGUUGCAGGAGCCUCUAGCUGUGGGCCACGGCUGCACCUGACCCCCUUAACCCUUGAAUCGAAUGGAGAUAUGCCUCUUUCUGGAGUUAGGAUUCCUCGAUCAAGGCCUGUCCUGUGCGGUCUUGUGUGUGUGGUCUUGUCUGUCUAGGGGGUGAAAUAAGACAUCUGACGCUCCUGACAACAGACUCCCUACCCCCCUAAUAAUAAAAUCUCUCUAUUAAUAACAACUUCUUCAGAUACGAUUUUUAUAUCAUUCUAAGGGGAAUUUUUAAGCAGUUCUUUUUUAAUAUAACUAGAAAUUAAUUAAAUACCCUAAAAAAGGCAA